AUGCUGAGGGCACCGCAGCUCCUCCGAACCCCUGCAAAGGAGACACACACACACCCCCCCCGGCGCCGGCAGCGACCCGAGAAGGGACCCGCCGCGGGGCCUCUCCCGCUCCGCCCGCACUCGAGCUCGCGCAGGGCCGGCUGCGUGCCGGCGGACAGCGCUGCCUGCGGGCCGCUCCCUGCUCCGGACCGCUCCCUGCUCCGGACAGCCGCUCCGCGCUGCCACCGCAGCCCCCGGACCCCAGUGCGCAGCCCCGCAGCCCUCCCCGCCGCACGCCUCCCGCCCAAGGCCCACCUUCCCGGCCGGGAGGCGGCGGAGACGCGGCCCCGCGUCCCUGCCCCGCUGCCCACAGCUGACAUGGCGGCCGCGGCGUCCCCCCUCCCCGCCCCGUCCUCAGCAGGGCCGACAGCGGCGGCCCUUCCUCGGCCAGCCCGCAGCAGGGCGGCGGCGGCGGCGGCUUCCGGCAAAGCCCUCUUGCCUUCAACAAAGAUGGUGCUCCCCGCGCAGGCUCCGCGGGCGCCGGGGCGCCCUGUGUAG
Messenger RNA from Strigops habroptila (Kakapo), 537 nucleotides. Its product is annotated as translation initiation factor IF-2-like. The transcript has a single exon. NCBI's taxonomy places the organism in Eukaryota, Metazoa, Chordata, Aves, Psittaciformes, Psittacidae. Bases 1 to 537 code for a protein of 178 amino acids. The record is from RefSeq and is a predicted model, not a curated record.